Molecule: messenger RNA, 534 nt
Organism: Colletotrichum destructivum
Lineage: Eukaryota; Fungi; Ascomycota; Sordariomycetes; Glomerellales; Glomerellaceae
Exons: 2
Coding region: 1-534 (177 amino acids)
Cellular component (GO): NuA4 histone acetyltransferase complex
Source: RefSeq, a predicted model, not a curated record
AUGGGCGAGAACCAGCCAAACACCGCCAGCACGGCAACGCAGCCGGCGCCCACGAUGCAGAUGUACAGGGAGGAACAGGCUCGGCUGAGGCAAAUGCUGGAUAAGAGAGCUGCCAUUGCCAGGAAGCUCGCCAAUAUCGAGGCCGACAUCGAGCAGAAGGAGACGGCAUAUCUCGAGAGUACCCCGAACGGAAAUAUCAUCGCCGGCUUCGACAACUACAUCAAGGGCACGGGCGCUGCCGCUCAGCGUCGCAAGGCUGGUGCUACAGAGCAGAACCGCGUCUUCUCGCGGUCCUCAGUCUCGUACCGUCCUGGCAGUGAAGCCACGACUCCCGGUUCGACUCCAGCAUCGCAUGCGCCCACGCCCAUGUCCACGUCUUUUAAGGAGGGCCCUAGCUCCAACCAUGCCACGCCAACGUCGGCGACGGCCUCGAAGUCGGGCAAGAAGAACAAGAAGCAGAACGAGGAAGACAGCGACCAUGACUCCCAGGCCCCGAAUAAGAAGCGCAUCAAUUUCGGAGCCGGACGCAAGUGA